CCUUUUUCAGGCUCCUCUCUCUCUCUCUCUCUCUCUCUCUCUCUCUCCCAAUUCCAAUAUUCCCAAAUCAUCUUUUGUCUACUUUUCUCUCCCUCUCUAAAAUCUUUCUCAGUUCCCUCGCCUUUCCCAAUCUGCUUUCUUUGACUUGUUUCAGGCUCUUUCUCCUCCAAAAUAUAACCCAUAUAUUCUAAUUUUUCAUUUCUCUCAAUCCAUUUGAAGCUGCAUGAAAGCUGAGUUUCGAUUGGUUCGUUGGUUUCGUUUUCGUGCACAUAAGCUAACAUCAUGUCCACUUUGUUUCUCUGUCGCAGAAAGUUAAGGCCGUCUACACGCAGAAAAAAGUUUUGAACAUAAUAUGGGGUGCUUCACAGGUUUGAAGUGCAAAAAGAAGAAGUCUGAGCAGACUAUUUAUAAUAAGCGUGUCCCGAAGGAGCAAAAACCAGCUGCAUUGCCUGAACCCCAAAUCCAGACCCGAUCGCUACAGUCUGCACCCCCAAGUUUUAGGAACAGAGUGAAACCUAUUCAACCAGUUAAUAGAGUCAUCAGCAAUAGAGCACGAGCAUUAUCAGCUCCAUCGACCCUUGAUGCAGCAGACCAAGACGAUCUCUCUGAAUAUGAAGAACCAGAAGACUCAAAGUACCGGCCUGGAAUAGUGAAAGAACAAUUGUCACCGGUUCCCCAACCUCUUCCUCUCCCAUCGCCCCAGGUUGCCGCUGCACUGAGAACUACGGGAAGUUUUAAGUCAGUGACUAAUAGUGGCCCUCUCUAUGCUUCUGGACCAUUGCCACUCCCUCCUACGGCAGCACUACCUACUGGAACAAUACCUACUGGAACACUACGGAACUUUUUAUAUGAAGAAAUAGCAUCAGCUUGCCACAACUUUUCUUCAGACCGAUGCAUGUCUGAAGGCCUUUCUUCUAUUAUAUAUAAGGCUUCCUUUGGAGAUGAUUCAUUGAGUUCAAAAAAGUUUGAAGCUACUGUUACUCGCCUUCACCCAUCCACUCAGGGUUUAAGGGAGUUCAUAAAUGAGAUAAACACCCUUGCAACUUUGCAACAUCCAAACCUCUGUAAAUUGCUUGGCUUCCAUGCACGUGAGGGUUCGGAACAGAAAAUGCUGGUGUAUGAGAGGCUCUUUCAUGGAAGUUUAGACCGCCUUUUGUAUGGAAGAUCAGAGAAGCCUCCGAUAGACUGGAAUACAAGAAUGAAAAUUGCUUUAUGCGCUGCACAAGGUCUUACUUUCUUGCAUGAAGAAGGGCCUUUCCAGGCAAUGUACAAUGAAUUUUCAACCGCCAACAUACAGAUUGAUAAAGAUUUUAGUGCAAAGCUUUCAGGAUAUGGUUGUGUCGGCCAAAUUCCCGAGGCAGAGAUCUCCAAUAGUUCCGUUGCAGUGGCAAAUCUAUCAGUGGAGACACUCGAGAGAGGAAUGCUUACUCCAAAAAGCAAUGUCUGGAGUUUCGGAAUUGUUCUUCUGGAACUACUCACUGGCCGGAGGAAUCUAGACAGCCGUCACCCCAAGGAAGAGAGGAAUUUAGUUAAGUGGAGCCGGCCUUUCUUAGCCGAUGACUGCCGACUUUCGCUAAUCAUGGAUCCUCAGCUGAAAGGUCGCUUCCCAUCCCAAGCAGCCAGAAGGGUGUCAGACAUUGCACAGAAAUGCCUUCAGAAGGACCCAUCAGAAAGGCCUACCAUGAGAACCGUAGUUCAGCAUCUCAAGAUCAUACAAGACAUGAAGCACUCGUGCAGGUUUCCAUUGCAAGAGCCAGCAUUUGCCGGAAAACACAUGUCAAGAUCACCCAGCCUUAAUGGAAUUCUUACCCCUGCGCCUCGGUUAAGUUUCUCUCCUUCACCACCAUCAGCCACCCGUCCAUCCAUUUCACCUACAAGACGACCUGCCCUACUUACGGCUCUACCUCCACGUGCUUGCUCCUCCACUCUCACCUUUGAGGGGCUAGACCGGCAGGAAAGCCAAAAAUCAUCAUCAUCGACUGUUCCUAGGGCUAGUGUUGAGGGAUUUUGAUUGUUUAUAAUGUGCCUUUUUUUCAUUUUAUUUUUUCAUUUGUUGUUUGUCGUGAUUCGACACAAUAUAUAGAAGAUAAAAGAUGUGAUUCCACCUUACUGUCGCCUCGUCUUGCAGACGACGAAACAGUGAGGAUGUCCUCUUGUAGAUAUAAUGCAUCACUGGUUGGUACUAGUAAACAUCUAGUUUCCCUCUCGACUACUCGAAAUCCAAUCAAUUCAGUUUCUGUUUUUCAA
Molecule: messenger RNA, 2247 nt
Organism: Pyrus x bretschneideri (Chinese white pear)
Lineage: Eukaryota; Viridiplantae; Streptophyta; Magnoliopsida; Rosales; Rosaceae
Product: probable serine/threonine-protein kinase PBL1
Exons: 5
Coding region: 353-2011 (552 amino acids)
Biological process (GO): protein phosphorylation
Molecular function (GO): protein kinase activity; ATP binding
Source: RefSeq, a predicted model, not a curated record